GUUUAGAUUUUAUUGUUCUGCAUUUGGGACAAUGCAUUUAAGGACAUACAGGCUCAAAGCGAGAGUCAUAAUAAUAAUAAUAAUAAUGAUAAUAAUAAUAAUAACAAUAAACAAUACUGUAUCUGGAUCAGUAAAGCAACCAAAAGCCAUCAUUACAUUCAUUCCAGAAAACUGUGACAUGGUCACCAAUAUAUGCAUCUUUAUUAUCUAACUAAAUUGAUAAGUCCUAGUUCUAAGUGACCUUUUAAAUGACAUAUUUAAAGCUCUAAUUCCUGACCCCCCACUUCUUAAAAACAUGAAACUGGGUACAAUUAUGGGUAAUUUUUAUCCUGAUCUUUAUCUUGGCACCGGGUUACAGUCAGCAGUUGUGCCGGGAAAGACAGAGAAGCAGUUAAAAAGAGAUGCACACAGUCACAUAUACAAACACGACAACACAAAUAUACAAAGGGAAACUUGGAAGUUCCCACUCAUUUUAAUCAAAAGAACUCACCCGGAAAUGUCGUUCCCCAGGGGGAUCUGUUUGUUUUAGUACAGAUGUCACAUGAUAACUAAAAUAUUGUUAGGUUAGGGCAGCUGACAUUUUGUCUGGUAACUGGGUAACAGUCAACCUAAUUCAGCCUUUAACUGCAAGUAUGAACAUGUUUUAGUGAACACACACUUCGCUAUCGGUACUAACAGAUUUUUUUUUUUUAAGCCCUCAACAGAAAUGGCAGAAAUGGUCUCAGUGGACAGGUGGCUGUCAGGAAGUCAUUCUUAAGGAAGGGAAACAUGGAGAAAAGGCUAAGGUAUGCAGAACUACACAAGAACUGCACUGAUGAGUGUACAAGUGUAAAAUUUUUGGAGUCUCUGUCAUGGUUUGGAGGUGAAUUUUAGCCAGUGGUGUUGGAGAUCUGUCAAAACUGAUACAAUUUUUCAUGCAUAAAAAUACCACCAGGUUUUGAUCCACCAUUAAGUACCACCUGAAAAGCAUAUGCUGCCUUGUUCCGCUUUACAAUGUCAUGGAUUGGCCUCCCCAGAGCCUCAACAUUACUGAAGCAGUGUGGGAUCAUCUAAAGGGUGCCAGCAUGCAAAGAAGAGCUUUAAAUGUCCUAAAGCCUGAAGAACUAUUCCUGAAGACUACCAAAAAUUUGCCUAAGAGAAUUCAGGCAGUGUUGAAAAAUAGAGGUGGUCAUAACAAAUGUUGACUUUCAAGGUCAUUAGAAUUGUACAAACUCUGUUUUUGCCUUAGAUACUGUACGUCCAUACAUUUUUGCGUGCAUUUCAAUUCAAUAACUUGUUCCACCCAUUUCCCCCUUUUCCAAAAAGUAAAUAUGAAGGGUGGUCUGAGACUGUUGCACAGUACUGUACAUGCUAAAUGAGCUUAACCAUUGCAAAUAGACCUCAUUUUGGCCAAAAUGUCCCUUGAGCCCUACUGCUGCUUGUAGACAGCAGGCCUACUGAACAAGAUAAAGUGUAAUUAGGAGAGGCUUAAUGGCCGAGGGAGGGAUCCGCAUUAGAGCUGCACGUCCACCAUGCAAAUGACUCCCUAGAACACAAACUGUAUAUUUUGUGUUUUGAAAUGAACUUCAGGAUUCAGAGAUAUUUACCACAAUAUUAAUGAUUAUAACUUGCAAUCUUACAGCAGUUUUUUGCAGUUAUGCUCACUGAACCCUGUUUUUUAAAGUCAUUCAUUUAUUUGUUUUCAUUAAUGAUUUAUUUUCCUUUGUGAGAUGCUGUUGUACCCAUGAAUAUUUUCUCCAUUUUAGCACAAGGUUUGUGCAAAGGAUUUACAAGCAUGCAUGGUAUAAUGGUGCGUCAUUGUGUGCUUUGGCCUAAUGUUGUGCAGUUACUGUUUGCUGAUUUGUCGUCCACAAAGUUGCAUGUAAAAUGAAAGCAGGUCAACAUUUGGUCAGUUGCACUCUUUUAUGUGCUCAUAGGGGAGAAAGGGAGGCAAAAGAGGAGGGGAUAUCACAGAUCUUCAGAGGCAGAUAGAGAGGUUCUGUAUACACAAGUAGCAAUACAAACAGGAGAUCCAGGCUUGAUAAGAAAAUUAAGGGAAAGGGUGCAACUCAAAUAAGCCGAAAUUCAUACACCAACGGACGAAUGAGUCUCUCUUGCGUCCUCAUGAAAGCGCUCUUGUUGUCUCUUGGAGAACAACAGAGGAAGAUGAAUGUCGAGGGACGGCUACGGAGACACAUCAUUUGGAUAUUCAGACAGGCAUUCUUUGGAUUUUCUCAUCAGAUUUGGAUACAGGACUAAACACAACCUGUCAAAAAUUGUAAGAAUUUUCCCUUUGUCUGAGGCUGUGAGCUUCUGGCACCCAGACAAGAUACCGGUGGACUUUUGGAUCAAACACGGCUUGUCAUUUUAGAUGUGAGGGACAAACGCUACACCCUAAGGCAAUUGCAGGUUACGGUGCAGCGAGAACACCCAGAGGUGGUUGAAAAAUUGUGACUUGGGUGUGUGAGUUAUGCGCUUCUGUGGUGGACAAGUGAGGCAGAGCAUCCACAGACAUUCAGAUGGAUACAGAGUGUUUGUGAGGUGGUUGCUGAAUGCACAGUGAGAAGACAAGGAACGAUUUAAGUUUGGCUUUUAUGUGAAAGAUCAGGACUUUGCAUCAAGACAUCUGGAAGAACCUUAUUCUGUUUUUUUCUAAUAUGAAAAAGAAGUUUUCACCUUGGAGUAGCCUCUUCUUAAGCAGGAAAAAGUAAGUAUAGGUCAUCAAGGUAAUGCUAUUGGAUUUUUACUUUUGAGUUACAGGCAGCUUCGAAGGAUCAAUGAAGGAGCUGGAACAAUCCAAAGAGCUGACCUGGGAUUUUGACCAAUCCUGGAGUUCAUUCCUAACACCAGCUGCACGCCUCUGUCUCAACACCUUGGAUUUUUCCGACCUCUGGGAUGAGGAAGACAGCACAGAGGAUGAGGGAACCCUAACAACUAUCAAAUCAUCAAUAUGCCUCCAAGGACCUCCGGCACCCCCUCCUCUUCCUCCCCCACCUCCCCUCCUCCUUCUCUGGCCUCACCUUUGCCCUCUGCUUCACCUAAAGAUGGUACCGUUAAGUCUCGCACUUUGAAGCUUCACUGGAGGGAGCUGCAGAAUCUGGCACCGCUCCCCAGGAUGACACGCUUUGGGACUCAGACCAUUUGGGCCGGACUCGAGCCGGUGAAUUUGGAUAAAAACCAUCUGGAGUAUUUGUUUAAGUCUAAAGCCAACAGCAGCAGUCUGAACAUUGUAUCGGGACGGCAGCAGCCAUCGAUAUCGGUGUUGGGAGUGAAGCGCAGCAACAUCAUAACUAUUGCCCUGAGCAGCUUGCCCCCUCCUCGCCUCCUCCCCCCUGCUAUCUACAGCAUGGACAGCUGUGUGUUAGAAAGAGAAGACAUUCAGCGUCUUCAAGCACUGAUCCCGACUGAAGAGGAACUCUGCCUGAUCAAAGAGGCCAAGGCCCAGAACCCUAAUGCCUCUCUGGCACCAGCUGAGCUUUGCCUCCUCACUUUGGGGGAAAUCCCCCACUUGAGCACCAGGCUUCAGCUUUGGGCCUUUGCUCUGGAUUACGACUCCUUGGAGAGGGAAAUUGCUGAGCCUCUCUUCCAUCUGAAGUUGGGCAUGGAACAACUGGCAGCCAGCCAGACCUUCAAGUACAUCCUGGCGACAGUCCUAGCGAUCGGUAACUUUCUCAACGGAUGUAAGGCCCGUGGUUUUGAGCUGAGUUACCUGGGGAAGCUGUCUCAGGUAAGGGACACACACACUCGACAGCCCCUGCUGCACCACGUCUGCGUCUUACUGCUGCAGCUCUAUCCGGAAUCCUCUGACCUCUACUCGGACAUCACCGCGGUCACUAAAGCUGGAAAGUGUGACUACUGCCAAGUCCAGUCCAACUUUACCCAGCUGGAGAGCCUGUGCAAAGCAUCAUGGGAGCAGGUGAAGCUGCUGAAUAAAGCUGACGAAAAGAGGAAAGGAGGAAAGGGGGAAAGGAUGAAAGGGAUAGGUGAUGAGGCCCUGGCCCCGGACGGUUCGCUCCGUCACAGGCUUCCGAAGAUUCUGAAAGAGUGUGAGGAAAGGCUGAAAGUCCUAAGAGCUGUCCAUCGUAGGGUUAUCAAUAGGUUCCACUCUUUUCUCCUCUUCCUUGGCUACUCCCGGGCCAUGGUGAGGGAUACCAAACCGGAGGACUUCUGCAAAACCAUCAGUAACUUUUCCCUGGAGUAUAGGACCAUGCAACAGACCAUCCUACUGCAGAGAGAAAGAGAGCGGGAGCGACAGAAAAAUGCGACUGAAAGCCCGGGUCCAAACACCCCUGUAGGAAAAAGAAAAAAUCAACAAACUCCAUCAAAGGACAAUGAUGAGCAGGGUAGGCUGGAGGAGGUACUGAGAACACCCGAGUCCAUGUCAAGAUUGGAUGUCACUUUGCCUCGAAACCGGAAGAGGAUGGCUGACCUCCAAGGUGCAUUUUCUCGGAAAAUGAAGUGGUGACCCUGCCGACAUAUGCAGAAGCAAUGUGUGAUUGUUAUUAAUGACAUUGUUGUUACACUGCAGCUUUACAUUUGGAGCACUAUACCAGUAAGAAAUUGACAAGCGCAUGAGAUUUCACAUGCCAUUCAAUGAUAAUCAUGAUUAGCUUAGAUAAAAUAAUGGUUUUGAUCAAAUACAAAAAAAGUAUUCAUUUCUAACUCUGUCUUAAUGGAACUAAUUCAAAUAAACUACAACUUGAACAAUCAAGUGGAUCAAAUCUAUUGUGUAUACAUCAUAAAAAAGAGAAAACAUUGACUGAAUUUUCCAUAUUAGCUCCUUAAUAAAAAAUAAAUAAAAGGAAAGACUCAAAAUAGAGACUGGCAAGCGUGUCUGUUUUUAGGACUUAACACGUGCUUCUCUCAACCAGUAAAACACUACAGCUGUGCCUCGGUUUCGGGUUAAAACAAAGCACAGCGAUCAAUGUUUUAGAGCCACAAA
This is a messenger RNA of Oreochromis niloticus (Nile tilapia), 4921 nucleotides long. RefSeq names its product FH1/FH2 domain-containing protein 1. Gene Ontology annotation, biological process: cortical actin cytoskeleton organization. Lineage: Eukaryota; Metazoa; Chordata; Actinopteri; Cichliformes; Cichlidae. The coding region runs from base 2930 to 4444 and encodes 504 amino acids. The record is from RefSeq and is a predicted model, not a curated record. Gene Ontology annotation, molecular function: actin filament binding. Gene Ontology annotation, cellular component: cytoplasm; cytoskeleton. The transcript is spliced from 9 exons.